UCCUUGGCGGAAGGGUUAUUUAUUUGAACUCAAUUUUGACAGUCGGGUCAAUGGUCAACAUGGUGCUUUCUUGUGAUUAUAUUUUGUGUCUUGAAUUGUUCUAGAGAUGCCAUGUUCUUGUUUUUCAAUUGGGAUGUGCAUAAAGUCAAAAGCCAGUACCAAAUGGCAAAACAAAGGAGAGGAAUUUCAGCCUUGGUGUAUAAUAGGAAUGAUAAACUUUUCUAUCGGGGUAAAGUCGAGGGAACGUUGCAAAAAAGAGGCAACAAUUAUUUUUACAACAUACGCUUAAAUGGGGAUGAUGAGAUUGUUCCGGUAGACCGGAGUGAUGUUGAGUUCAGAGGCGGAGCAAUGCCAUGGCGGGAGCCUAAGCCUGGUGACAAAACUCUAGUAGAACCAAUAUCAAGACCAGAUAGAAGGUAUUCAUUUCCAAAUUAUGUUCAAAACACGUCCUGGUCGAAUAACUUGAUUGGUGAACGAAGAUCUGCUUUCGUUGAAGGUGUUGUGAAACGUUUACCAAUACCAACUGAAGAGAUACGGCGAUACCACGUUGUAGUUGGCUCAGGAAAAAAAAAAAAAACAUUACAUGUAUCAAGACAUCAAAUGAAACCUUUGGGUGGCAACAAAGAAGAUAUUCAACCAGUAAAAACUGAGACAAAGGACAAGAACAUACAGGCACCAAAAUCUGAACCAGUUUCUGGUGUUGUUCUUGCGCGCUGGCGCGACGACGGCUGGUUUUACUUUGGAAAGGUUGUGUCGAGCAAGGAAGAUGAAUACUUUAUUAAAGACGGGUUCGGAUUCAAAGAAAUGAUGCACAAAUCCCACUUAUUAACAGAAACGGACCAGAAGUUUCAAGUCGUACAGCCCGGUGACAAGGUUGUUGCCCUACAUCCAAAUUAUAUAUUCAGCUACGCUCCUGCAGCAGUUGAACGUGUUUAUAGAUUGAAUGGAGCAGAUCUUACAUUUUAUGAUAAUACAACAGGAACUUUACCAUGGAGUGAAAUCUACAAGAUAUCUCAUCAGAAAUACGCUGAUUGCGUUCGCCACAUUGAGCAGAAAGAAAAGGAAAUGCUUCAAGCAGAGGUUAUAGUAUUAGAUGUAAAGUGUGGCCACUUCCAAUCUGGUACAGUCAGCAAACAUAUUGAUAACCAGAUGUUCACUGUGACUAUGACUAAACGCAACGGAGUUGGCCAUCUUGAACAACAAGCAAACCACAUGUUUCUGAGGCAAACAAUACCGAGUAAUGGUGCUGAUUUAAAGAGUUUAAAAUACGUGAUUGGUCGCGUGAAUGAUGUUUACCUUCCUGCUGAGAUAUGCAAAUCGACGGACACCAACGAGAAAACAAUGCCAGAUGAAACUAUAACCAUCAUUUUUUGUAACCGCGAAAAGGCAUUCGUUCGUCUGAAUGAUGUUUAUCACAUCAAUAAAAACUACUUCGACUUCGCCGUUGAUGAGUGGAAUCGUGCAAAUGAUGUUAGCGAAUAAAAACACUGCUAACAAGGAUGCUGACUACUGCUGGCCAUAUAUACUGUUCAUGAGCAAGGAGAAACUUCUUGUAGCCCAAGUGAAAUUGUCAAAUGCAUAAACGUAUGUAAUUGCAAGGAAAUAUAUACUUAAAUCAAGUCGAAGAACGUUUAUUUUAAACAUUCAGGUUGCUCAGAAAUGGAAUAAGAUGGAAAACUUUUAUUAAUGAACAUAAGCUAUUUUUAUUAUCAUUGUUUUUAUUAUAGACCACAUUUGUUGUAAUACUCCUUUCGUAUAAACAGUAAAUCUUCGAAAGCGCUGAAAAGCACAUGUCAAUAGUAUGAAAUUGGGCGCAUUUUAUCGUUGUUUUCCAAGAAAACGCAUACACAUUUGCUUUGAAAUAAGUUUUUAAGGCAGCUUGGUGGAGUUUUCGGGAAGAUGCUGAUAUUCGCUAGUGGGUGUAGAUUUGUGAAUAGAAACCAUAAAUUUAUCACUGAUUUAAGAGAAAAUGCAUGUAUAAAUGCUUUGGAAAAAUAAACCUAGUUUAGGCCGCUAGGCCACCAGACCAUUAACUUCAUGCCGCUA
This is a messenger RNA of Mya arenaria, 2046 nucleotides long. RefSeq lists its product as uncharacterized. The transcript has 9 exons. Lineage: Eukaryota; Metazoa; Mollusca; Bivalvia; Myida; Myidae. The record is from RefSeq and is a predicted model, not a curated record. Bases 112 to 1482 code for a protein of 456 amino acids.